AUGGAUUUCACAACGGGAUCUCUGUCCCAUGGCAAGGACCACCAUGACAUUUUGGACAUGGUGACAGCCGAUAUGGACUUUGAACAAGCAUUCAUGAUGUACAAUUCACUUCAACAAAAGCAAGCUCAAAGUUCAAUAGAGCAAUUACAAAAGGUGCAAAUGUUGAAUCAAAGUUAUAUUCCAGAAACUGAUCAUCAACAUUAUGGAAGCCAUGACUUUUCCGAUCAUCGUAGUCAAAUUUUGAAUACCCAAACCUAUCCAACUAGUCACCGGUUUGAUGCCGAGGAUGACGAAGACGAUGAUAUGGAAGAACAUAAUGAAUUUGAUCAGUUCUUUUCCAAUACAGAAGCAAAUGCCUUGGACAGCUUUUUGGAUAACUUGACUAACUCAACUAAUCCAUUACAAUUUUAUAAUAUCGGAGGAAGUAGUUCCCAUACUCAUCAGGAAUUGCCUAUAUUCGACUUACACACAAUGAAGGAACAGCAAAAGGUGCUGGUAGAUCAUGAGAAUCUUCGACAGGAAUUGACGGAUGCAUUCAGUCAUCCUUCACUUAAGGGUCUUAAUCUUAAUUCCGGAUCAUCUUCAUCUUCAUCUUCAUCUUCAUCAUUAUCAUCAUCAACCAAUAUUAAUCCUCAUAAUAAUGAUAGUGAUAUGUUAACUCCUCCUUCAAGUGAUGUUGAAAGUAAACGGUUCAGAUCCGGUACCCUCGGAGUCAUUGACGGAACUCCAAUCAAAAAGAAGAGAAGAAGUUCAACCAAACCCCUUCUUUCUUUGGAACAAAAAAGGCUCAACCAUUCUCAUUCGGAACAGAAGAGAAGACAAUUGUGUAAAUUGGCAUAUCAACGAUGUUUGAAUUUGAUUAUUGAUAUUGAUGCCUUCAACAAACUUCCGGAACUCAAUGAGGCUGAACGCAAAUCAAAGCGAGCCCGGAUCAAUAAAGAAGGAUUACCCAAUUUGUCAAAACACAAUGCUCUUGUUCGUAUUAGUAACGAGAUGCUUCUCAUCAAGGGGAUGAAUGAGAAGUUGGCGCAAUUAAUUGAGCGUUCAUAGUUCAUAAUUCCGGUCUAUUAUAGAGUAUCUACUUCUUCUAUGUAUUAAUGCACGACGUAAUGAAAGUCUAGU
This is a messenger RNA of Scheffersomyces amazonensis, 1122 nucleotides long. RefSeq names its product Ino2p (gene INO2). The transcript is spliced from 2 exons. Lineage: Eukaryota; Fungi; Ascomycota; Pichiomycetes; Serinales; Debaryomycetaceae. Bases 1 to 1050 code for a protein of 349 amino acids. The record is from RefSeq and is a predicted model, not a curated record.